AUGCAGGUUGACGUCGGCCAGCACUCAGUUAACGAGUCUCGUAAUCACAACAUUGAAUCAAAUUUGUGGAUGGCAUACAUAUCGCAUCCGCUAAUUCUCCCAGAUCUUGAGUUAUCGCCAACUCUAACUUGUGCCCGUACAAAGCCACUCGCCUGGCCCUCUAGGCCUAUACCUCUCUUUUUACCCAAUCUACCCAAUGUUCAGACCGUACUUGGUCCUUCGACUGAUUUCCUGUCUACAAUGCAGCCUUUACUAUCAUCUUCUUAUUCCCUCUCUCCAUUGCCAGUAUAUCAUUUCUCAUAUCCAGCUAUGAGUGUGGCCGGCCCCUCGGUAACUACGGGCCAUAAAAGAGACAUCUCGCAGAUCAAACCGAGGCCUCACCGACUUUUUGCUACAGGACCAAUCAAUAGAGACCCGAAGACCGGAGUUCCUUUAGGUUAUUUGGUGAUCCAGUUAGACCAUGUGAGACGAGACUAUUUUUAUUACAUUUGA
Messenger RNA from Protopolystoma xenopodis, 492 nucleotides. Lineage: Eukaryota; Metazoa; Platyhelminthes; Monogenea; Polystomatidea; Polystomatidae. The record is from the annotation of a GenBank genome assembly.